Messenger RNA from Sporisorium graminicola, 1707 nucleotides. RefSeq lists its product as uncharacterized. The record is from RefSeq and is a predicted model, not a curated record. Gene Ontology annotation, biological process: L-threonine biosynthetic process. The transcript has a single exon. Gene Ontology annotation, molecular function: pyridoxal phosphate binding; threonine synthase activity. The coding region runs from base 1 to 1707 and encodes 568 amino acids. Lineage: Eukaryota; Fungi; Basidiomycota; Ustilaginomycetes; Ustilaginales; Ustilaginaceae.
AUGAAGUACCUCAGCACAAGAGGUGGCGCCGAGCGUCUCACCUUCGAGCAAGCCGUACUUACCGGUCUCGCUCCCAACGGAGGUCUCUUCAUCCCCGCACAGAUCCCUCAGCUGCCCGCCAACUGGCAAUCCGAAUGGGCCGACCUCUCCUUCCCCGAGCUCUCGCACCGCGUCCUUUCUCUCUACAUCCCCGAGGAUCCAGCACAGGGCGGUAUUCCAUCAGCCGAUCUCCAGCAGGUCAUCAAAAAGUCGUACGCCACUUUCCGACACAACGACACCACACCGCUCGUACGCCUCGACGACAAGGAGUGGUGCCUCGAGCUGUGGCACGGUCCCACAUUUGCUUUCAAGGACGUCGCGCUGCAACUUCUCGGGAACCUCUUUGAAUACUUUUUGCAGCGAAGGAAUAAGGGCAAGCCGCAGGACCAGCGCGAGAAGCUUACCAUCGUCGGUGCCACUAGCGGUGACACGGGCAGUGCUGCUAUCCAGGGUGUCCGAUCCAAGGAGGACAUUUCCAUCUUCAUCCUCUUCCCCGAUGGUCGUGUCAGCCCUAUCCAGGAAGCACAGAUGACCACCGUGCUCGACGACAAUGUCCACAAUGUUUCGGUGCAGGGAACGUUUGAUGACUGCCAGGACGUCGUCAAGGCGCUCUUCUCCGACGCCGAGUUCAACGCCAAGCACCGUCUCGGCGCCGUCAACUCGAUCAACUGGGCGCGUAUCCUUGCCCAGAUCGUCUACUACUUUUCCGCAUACUUCAGCUUCCGCAAGCAGCUCGGCUUGUCUGCCUCGGAGCCUACGCCCAAGGACCUCGAGUUCGUUGUACCCACGGGCAACUUUGGUGACAUUCUCGCCGGCUACUACGCCAAGCGCAUGGGUCUUCCCGUCUCGCGACUUGUGGUGGCGACCAACGAGAAUGACAUUUUGCAGCGAUUCUGGGCGACCGGUCGAUACGAGAAGUCGAGCGCUGCUUCAUCCAGCUCGGGCGCGUCCUCGGUGCAGACCGAGCCAGCGCAAGGCUCUUCGGACGGUGCGCAGCAGCAGGGCGGUGUGCGAGCCACGCUCUCGCCCGCAAUGGACAUCCUCGUCUCGUCCAACUUUGAACGUUUGCUCUGGUACAUCGCCUACGAGUCGCAAGCCGCCUCACACGCCAAUGCGUCUCAGCAAGAGAAGGAGGAAGCAGCUGGCAAGCAACUCGCGUCGUGGAUGCAAUCGCUCAAGACCGAGGGCAGAAUGCAGGUCGACGACCAACAGCUCGCCAUCGCCCGUCGCGAUUUCGCUGCGGAACGAGUCUCAGACCAAGAGAUCCGCGAAACCGUACUCCAGUACUUCACCCGCAAACCCACCGCAGCCUUCCCCGCCGGCUCUUACCUCAUCGACCCGCACACCGCCGUCGGAUUCAAGGCCGCCGCAAAUGUCGCCGCCGCCACCAAGCCUCAUCAGAUCGUCCUGUCCACUGCGCACCCUGCCAAGUUCGCAGAGGCGGUCACGUCCAGUCUGGAGUCCGCCGGCGCCGAGUUUGAUUUUGAGCGCGACGUGCUUCCCAAGGAGAUGGCCGGUUUGCUCGAGAAGGAGAGGCGCGUGAUCGGGGUCAAGCCCGAGGGCCAGCCUGGCGUGGAGGGUUUGAUCACGGCGGUCAAGGCUGUGGUAGAGAAGCAGGCGGAUGUGGUCAAGGCUCGCGCUGAGUCUGCUAAUACUGCUAGCGUGUAG